Messenger RNA from Eucalyptus grandis, 617 nucleotides. Its product is annotated as ribulose bisphosphate carboxylase small chain, chloroplastic-like. Bases 207 to 617 code for a protein of 136 amino acids. The record is from RefSeq and is a predicted model, not a curated record. The transcript has 3 exons. Lineage: Eukaryota; Viridiplantae; Streptophyta; Magnoliopsida; Myrtales; Myrtaceae.
AUUCCCCUCGUAGACCUCGUUCCUUUUUGCCUCCUUUACGACCCACAAACCAUGAGCAGCUUCGCCCACUUGGUUUGUCGUUACUAAAGAAACUAUGUGCGCUAGCCGCAGAAUUUAGCUCUUGAUCCCAAAGCUUUUGCAACAGCUGCUCAUUCCACUGUUCUCUCACCGAUCUCAGAAACUCUUCCCUUCGGUACUUGUUGAAUAUGUCUGCAUCGGUUUUUACCGCUCCGGUCGUCGGAUCAGGCUGUGUUGGCUUGCAACUAAAGCAAUUUAAGCUGUUCCCGGUAAAAGAGUCUGCAGGAUGGCGCCAGAGAACCGUCUCCAAUGGUUCUAAAACCUACUGCAUGAAGACAUGGAAUCCGAUCAACAACAAGAAGUUCGAGACCCUUUCCUACCUCCCUCCUCUGUCAGACGAUUCAUUGCCAAGCGAGAUCGACUACAUGCUCAAGAAAGGAUGGGUCCCGUGCCUUGAAUUCGAUGAGGUGGGGUACGUGCGUGCGGUAGAGAAAAUAGCAGGAUGCCAGGGUACUACGACGGCGGUACUGACGCUCUGGAAGCUGCCGAUGUUCGGCUGCAACGACUCCUCCCAAGUCCUCCACGAGAUCAGCGAGUAA